Messenger RNA from Dacryopinax primogenitus, 1667 nucleotides. RefSeq lists its product as uncharacterized. The transcript is spliced from 4 exons. The annotation marks the transcript as partial. The record is from RefSeq and is a predicted model, not a curated record. NCBI's taxonomy places the organism in Eukaryota, Fungi, Basidiomycota, Dacrymycetes, Dacrymycetales, Dacrymycetaceae.
GAUGAAUCCUAUAUGCGCGGUCGUUCUCUUGACCAUGAUCCUGUGCGCCGUGCUGCACCUCGCGGUGGAAGCGCCAUGCCUUCUCCUCCGGAAGAAAGGACGUCCUACAGCGUGAAGGUCUCCCGCCAAGCACCAGCAACAGAGCAGAACCAGUUGUUGCAGGACCCUCCCCUACCAAUAACUGCACCGCAAUGGGAACACGAAGCCUGGGUGAAACGCAACGGGCCGAAGCUGCCACAGCGUGUUGCAGCUUUGACAGGAGCCGGCAGUAUGCGGCAGUCAUCGGGUGCGGGGGACGACAACCCGUUUGUCGUCCGCGGGACUCCUCCAACUUCCUCUUCCCGUUCGAAGGAGCGGUACACCGAGAGUCCUAAAGCAGCCGAAGCGGCGCUCGACCCCGGCGCACAUCAUCUGAGUCGCCGAGCUUCUAGCUCUCAACGUGCUUCCAGUCUACCGGUGGAAAUGCCUUCAUCUGGAAAAUCGACGCCUUCAGUGAAGACGCCGGUACGAGGCUCGACUGUGCCAACAACACUCCCCAGCCAGAAACUCUCCCCUGUCGGCAUGGCAUGGGAUGCUGUUCCGGCUUUGAAAUCCCCCCCGCUGACCGGCUCUAGAUCAAGAGCCUUGGGUCCGCAUCGUCACGACUCUCUGCGGGACAGCAAUCCCGUCACCCCGAACCGCCAACGCAGUGGAUCCACUUCUGAAGUAUCUCCUGCUCCAGCAGGCACGGUGAAAGGCAGGGGCGAAGCGUGGACCGCGCACAAAUAUUCCUUCCCUCAUCAGCAAUCGCCGUAUGGCAAAUCCAAGGACAGUGGCACACCGUUGCUAUCGAAUUCCGUCGAUCGUAAAGUCAUCAAACCCCCUGAAGACUCUGCUCUAUUCAACAGCAGUCCUGGCGAUCUUGUCAAGAUGCCCCAAAUGCCCUUUGGAGCUGCAGCACCGCAAGAUCCAAACUACUGGCGCCUGCCAUCCUAUGAGCGACCCGUGCAACUUCAAAUGCCGCCUCCCAGAUACGGAUCAUCCAGGCUGCGAGCUGUUCACCUCCCAGCUAACUACAUGACAUCUUUCCUUGAAGGAAUUGCCGGCAACCGAAGGGCUGGUCUCGAAACGGUUGCUCUUUUACUUGGAGUUCUGGACAAAGUAAAAGAUUGUUACUGUAUCACUACUCUUCUUUUUUCCCCUCAAUCUUCUCAUCCUCAACAAGCUCGUAUCACUGACGAGGAGGUGGUCGUGGAUUACUGUGAGAGAUUGGGUGCAGAAGUGGUGGGAGUAGAUGCAUUGGAGUUUUGCGGGCCCUAAGAGCGCUGUGAAUUCGUUCACUGGCUCUGAUCUACAUAUGCUCUAUCGAUACCAAAGCGUUAUUCCUGAGACCAUCGGAGUUGCAGUGACGACCCGCCCCGAAGAUGCGGGCAAGGCAGUGCAUCUUAUGCGUGCUCUCAGUGCACAGGCAAUGCAAGACAUUGCUCACUGCAACGAUGACACGCCAUAUCACUUCCACGGCGAAGUGCACGAGGUUUUCGAGUCCCGUCCGCGUGGCAAUCUCAUCCAUGUAGCUGUUGACGACAGGUUGCUGCUUCACGUGGAAGAUCUGCGCACAUGAUAUCCAUCAGUCAUGAUACCAAUUCCUCUCAGUCUCACAGAAGCUCGUGGACACUUAGGUCGAACAA